AGCCUCAAAGGUGGUGCUGUGACUGUCCCAGAAACGCUGCUCUUCAUCUCCACACUGGAUGGGAACCUCCACGCCGUCAGCAAGAGCACAGGGGACAUCAAGUGGACCCUGAAGGAUGAUCCCAUUCUGCAGGUGCCGGUCUAUGUGGCAGAGCCAGCAUUCCUUCCAGACCCCAAUGAUGGCAGCCUGUAUAUCCUGGGAGGAAAGAACAAGGAAGGCUUGAUGAAGCUGCCGUUCACCAUCCCGGAGCUGGUGCAGUCCUCGCCGUGCCGCGGCUCGGAUGGGGUGCUGUACACCGGGAAGAAGCAGGACAGCUGGUUCAUUGUGGACCCCAAAUCAGGGAAGAAGCAGACCACCCUCUCAACAGAGGCCUGGGAUGGUCUGUGCCCAUCCAGCCCCUUGCUCUACAUCGGACGCACCCAGUACGUCAUCACCAUGUAUGACACCAAGUCGCGGGAGCUGCGCUGGAAUGCCACCUUCUCCGAGUACUCGGCCCCGCUCUGCGAGGAGUCCUACCAGUACAAAAUGGCACACUUGGCCUCAAGCGGCGACGGGCUGGUGGUGACUCUGGACAAGGAGAGCGGGGAGGUCCUGUGGGCGCAGAACUAUGGCUCACCUGUGGUUGGCAUCUACCUGUGGCAUCAGGACAGCCUGCGCCGCCUGCCCCACCUCAACGUGGCCAUGGAGACCCUGCGCUACCUGACCUUCCAGUCACAGGACAUCCACGUCCUCAAGUGGAGCUACCAGUCCGUCAAGGACUUCGCUGCCACCAAGACCCAGCUGCUGCCGGCGCUCUACGUGGGGAAGCACGCCACCAGUUUCUAUGCUGUGACCUCCCUGGUGCACGGCAGCGUGGCGCUGGUGCCCCAGGGCAUCACGCUGGCCAGGAUCGACGGCCCCACCACGGAGGACGUGACCAUGAGGGAGUCCGGGGAGUGCGAGAUCAUGCCCAGCACGGAUGUCAAAUACCCACAGGGCAGCAUCGCCUCACUUCCCAACCAGUGGCUCCUCAUAGGGCACCAUGAGCUGCCUCCUUUGGUCCACACCACGAUGCUGAGAGCCUUCCCAGAGAACCUGAGGAAAACCACGGAAACCAUCAUCCCCAGGGCUCCUCCCAGCAGGACCGUGUUCGACCAUUUCCUGGCCCCAAGCAGCCCCGAGGAGCCAGCUGUCCGCAGCGAGGGGCAGCUCCAGGCAGACCCUGUGCCAGGGGAGCAGCUGGAGGUGUACCCCGAGUCUGGCACCUGGGACCUGGUGAUGGCAGGCGUCGGCACGGCUCUGCUGGGCGGGGGAAUCCUGGUCCUGCUGCUCAUGAAGCUGCAGCGGCAGCAUGUGGCCCAGCAGCAGCAGCUGGAGGAGCAGAUACAGCUCCUGCAGCAGCAGCAGGAGAUGCUGCUCUCGGGCCGAGUCUCCAGGGAGGGGGUCCCUGAGGAGCCCAGGGAGCUGGAGCUGAGCCAGGGCAGUGCCUCAGAGCUCUCACAGAGCUCCAGCCCCUCCGCCUGCCUGAAGGAGCCGGCUAACGGGACAGUCAGCCCAGAGCCAGCUGUCCCAGUGCCUGCUGAAGAUGCAGAACCAGACCUGGUUGUAGUUGGGAAAGUUUCUUUUAACCCCAAAGAUGUGCUGGGCCACGGAGCUGGAGGAACCUUUGUCUUCAGGGGGCAGUUCGAGGGUACGUGGAGAGCCCCAGCUUUGAGCGCCGUGGGCUGGACCCGGUGUCCGUGCUGCGUCAGACCAUGUCGGGGCUGGCCCACCUGCACUCCCUCAGCAUCGUGCACCGUGACCUGAAGCCCUGCAACAUCCUCAUCUCUGUCCCGAACCGCCACGGGCAGAUCCGCGCCGUCAUCUCCGACUUUGGCCUUUGCAAGAAACUCCAGGGGGGCCGGCAGAGCUUCAGCCUCCGCUCCGGGAUCCCCGGCACUGAGGGCUGGAUCGCGCCCGAGGUGCUGCAGGACGCCCCGAAGGAGAACCCUACCAGUGCUGUGGACAUCUUCUCAGCCGGGUGCAUCUUCUACUACGUGAUGUCGGGGGGCCAGCACCCCUUUGGGGACAGCCUGCGGCGCCAGGCCAACAUCCUGGCGGGCUGCUACCAGCUGAGCUGCCUGCAGGAGGAGGCUCACGACAAACUCGUUGCGAGGGAGCUGAUUGUGGCGAUGAUCAGCGCCGAGCCCCAGCGCCGGCCCUCGGCCCCUGUGGUCCUUGUGCAUCCCUUUUUCUGGAGUCAGGAGAAGCAGCUGCAGUUCUUCCAGGACGUCAGUGACCGUGUGGAGAAGGAGCCAGUCGAGGGGCCCAUCGUCUCAGCCCUGGAAUCGGGGGGACGGGCGGUAGUGAGGACCAACUGGAGGAUGCACAUCUCCCUCCCACUGCAGAUGGACCUGAGGAAGUUCCGCACCUACAAGGGGGGGUCAGUGCGUGACCUGCUGCGGGCCAUGAGGAACAAGAAGCACCAUUACCACGAGCUGCCGGCCGACGUGCAGGUGGCCCUGGGCUCCGUCCCCGAGGGCUUUGUGGAGUACUUCACCUCCCGUUUCCCGCGGCUGCUGCUGCAUACGCACGGGGCCAUGCGGCUCUGUGCCCACGAGCGCACCUUCCGCUCCUACUACUGCCAGGGCCUGAGGGGCGAUGGCGCCUGAGGGCUGCGGGUCACACACGACAGCUGUGGGCCAUGCCCGAGGGCUGCAGGUCACACACGACAGCUGUGGGCCAUGCCUUAGGGGCAACGGUGCCUGUGGGCUGCGGGUCACACCUGAAGGCCGUGCGUCAGGCCCAAGGACCAUGGGCUAUGCCCGAGGGCUGUGGCUGCUGCUCCCCGCCUGGGCCCUCUCUCAGUGCCCUGCUGCCAGCCAGGCGAGGGCUCAGCAGAUGAGGGAUGGGACAGCACCGUGCUCUCACCUGGGGGACCCUCUGGGCAGCCAACACUCUGCCAACACUCACAGCCAGACUCAGGUGUGAAGGCAUUUGGGUCAGAAAACAAAGACAUCUCAGGUGGAUACAGUGCUUGGAGAAGAAAGAGGAAAACACAUUGUGUUUUCACAGUGGGGCCCUGGCACAGCGAUGCCCUCAGGCUGCCAUCAGCCUCAGGGGACAUUCACCAGGAACAGGAGGCUUUGUCCCACAGGUUCUCUCCUGUGCCAAGGGCCUGGGGAUGCAGCUCCUUGAGCUGUGCCCAGGACCAGGCCCCCAGUCCUGACACUGGAGCUGCCCCCCAGCCCCAGCAGGGCUGUGCUCACCAGGCCAGGCCCAGCAGCCGCCCUGAGGCUGGACCUGCCUCUGGCACCCAGGCUGUGGGGCACAGCCCCACCAUAGGGGGGUGUGAAUCUCAGCUGUGCCCAGAACAGGGCUUUCUCCCUUACGAGCCCCAGCAGCCUGUACCAGGCCUGGUGGCACAGCAGUCCAAGAACAGUUGUCUCUGGGCACAAAGGAGGGCAUUCCUUGCCCCUGGGAUCCCUCUCUCAAAGACAGGCCUGUGCCUGCAGCUCCCCCAGCCUCUCCUGCUGCCCAGGGCAGGUAUCCCAUGGGUGCUGUGGUUCAUGGCAUGCCCAUGGGCAUGUGGGCCCUGCAAGCCAGCGUCCAGCACCAGCUGAGCCUAUGGACACAGAGAGCCCCACAGCAAAGCUCCUCUGUGGAACAGCAAUAAUUUUGUAUAGUUUGAUUCCUCUGCAUACUGGGGUGUGGGAUUUUGUUACACAGAUAACAGGGUUUGUACCAGAUUUCUUUUCAGAAUGUAUUUAUACAAAAUGUUAUAAAAAAUUAAAAAACAUCGACUAAAGAUUGUCCUGCUUAUAAAAACAAACUGGCCUAAGAGCACCUCUAGUUGCUGGCAGUGAUGGUGGAGUGCAACAGGCAGGUCACUGGGCUCCUGCUGCCUGAGAGGACUUGUGCUGAUUCUUUAGCCAUAAUUAGUCAUGGAGCCAAGGAAGAGGCAAGCCCAGGCCAAGGGUAAGAGGAUGUCUCAU
Molecule: messenger RNA, 3953 nt
Organism: Zonotrichia albicollis (white-throated sparrow)
Lineage: Eukaryota; Metazoa; Chordata; Aves; Passeriformes; Passerellidae
Source: RefSeq, a predicted model, not a curated record